Alternaria alternata is the source of this 315-nucleotide messenger RNA. RefSeq lists its product as hypothetical. NCBI's taxonomy places the organism in Eukaryota, Fungi, Ascomycota, Dothideomycetes, Pleosporales, Pleosporaceae. The transcript has 2 exons. The coding region runs from base 1 to 315 and encodes 104 amino acids. The record is from RefSeq and is a predicted model, not a curated record.
AUGGCGGACCAGCAGUACAAGCCCACUGGUGAGCAAUACAACUACACGCCUGCUUCGCAAGGAGCUAAUCAGCAAACAGAGCACGGAGGCCUCAAGCAGGACGGCACCCCAGACAAGCGCGUCGGUACUGGCGAGUUUGCUCAGGGCAAGGUUGAUCCCCAUGAGGCUGGAAAGCAGGGUGGUGCUACAUCCGGCACUGGAAGCACCGACUCCUCCACUGGCUCUUCAGGAUCCGGCGGCAGUGCCAAGGGCGAGUUCGCUCACGGCAAGGUCGACCCCGUCGAGGCUGGAAAGAAGGGUGGAGAGACGUCUUAA